Molecule: messenger RNA, 3710 nt
Organism: Fukomys damarensis (Damara mole-rat)
Lineage: Eukaryota; Metazoa; Chordata; Mammalia; Rodentia; Bathyergidae
Gene: Mblac2
Product: metallo-beta-lactamase domain containing 2
Exons: 2
Coding region: 62-901 (279 amino acids)
Source: RefSeq, a predicted model, not a curated record
AGCGCCCCGGGUCUGGACCGCCUGUAGGAGGCACGCGCGCCCGGCCGCACCCCUGCCCAGCAUGUCGGCGCUCGAGUGGUACGCCCACAAGUCCCUGGGCGAUGGCAUCUUCUGGAUCCAGGAACGCUUCUACGAGUCGGGCAACCGCGCCAACAUCUGGCUGGUGCGCGGGUCCGAGCAGGACCUGGUGAUCGACACAGGCCUGGGGCUGCGCAGCCUCCCCGAGUACCUGUACUCCUCCGGCCUGUUGCAGGACCGUGCUGCCAAGGAGGAUGCGACGCGCCGGCCGCUGCUGGCGGUGGCUACCCACGUGCACUUCGACCACUCGGGAGGGCUCUACCAGUUCGACCAGGUGGCCGUGCACCACGCCGAGGCCGAAGCCCUGGCUCGGGGGGACAACUUUGAGACGGUGACCUGGCUCUCGGACAGCGAGGUGGUGCGGGCGCCCAGCCCCGGCUGGAGGGCCAGGCAUUUCCGCGUGCAGGCGGUGCAGCCCACCCUGGUCCUGCAGGAUGGCGAUGUGCUCAACCUCGGUGACAGACAGCUCACAGUCAUGCACAUGCCGGGUCACUCCAGGGGCAGCAUUUGCUUACACGACAAAGAUCGGAAGAUUCUCUUCAGUGGGGAUGUGGUCUAUGACGGCUCCCUGAUUGACUGGCUCCCAUAUAGCAGGAUAAGCGACUAUGUGGGCACUUGCGAACGUCUGAUAGAGUUAGUGGACAGAGGCCUGGUGGAGAAGGUGCUUCCUGGGCACUUUAACACCUUUGGUGCAGAAAGGCUUUUUCGAUUGGCUUCUAACUAUAUUUCAAAAGCUGGCAUAUGUCACAAAGUAUCUACUUUUGCCGUGCGAUCCCUUGCAAGUUUAGCCUUACGUGUCACAAAUUCGAGGACCUCACCCUAGUAUCUACACUGUACUCUACUUUAACUAACUGUAUAAGUUAACCCAAUUCAUUGUGUGCUGUUCAAAAUGGUUAACACAAGCAUCUCAAGAAGUGCUUUUAUACCACUAUUGUGUGUUACAGAAAAAAAGAUUGAGAAUGAUAAGCCAAAAAAGGGAAAAGUCAGUUUUUUCCUUUAAAUAAGAAACCACUUAAAUAAGCUUAUAAUUUGCCAACAUUGUCAUUUUGUAAUAUUUGCUCUAAAAAUGCCAUAAGAGUAGGUAGAAAAGCAAGAAGGCAUUUUAUAGCAAGUAAAAUAAUUUUUCUUGCCCACUUUUCUUAUUUCCUAGGUCACUGAGGAAAAAAGGCAUAUGGAGUUUUAUGCUUAUACUCUAAUCUUGGUUUUUUACUUUAUUAUUUAAAGAUAAUAAAGUUCCUUGGGUUGCAGAUGUACAUUGGAACUCAAUACUAACAAACUAACAUUUAGAAUGACAAGUAAAACAUCCCAUGGUAUGGUCCUCAAUCUUUAAUGCUUCCUUUAAUUUAUUAUUUAUGUAAUUAUAGCAUACAUUAUAUGCUGUGUAAUUUAACUCAUGAAAAAUAUAAUAAAUUUGUUUUAUUGUAAAGCUUUAAAUAUAAAUUGCAGAAUGCUUCAGUAAAAAGCUACUAUAUAUUGUCUGUUAUGUAAUAUUUUCAAUGCUAAAAGUAAAAUUCAAAUAUAUGUAAUCUAGCUGCAUAUUGUCAGAUUUCUCAAAAGGACACUGUCAGGCAAAUUUGAAAAUAUACACAUUGAGGAUAAUUUUUUAUUAUAUCCUAUUUUAAUAUUAACAGCUUAUUAUAAACAAAAUUCUCUUGUUAAUAGCAACUUCAGUAUUGUGUCAUGUUUUACAGAACUAUAGAAAUCUAUGACAUCUUGAUAUAAACCAUUCUUUUACUUAAUAUUUUUAUGUAUCACAAAAGGAUUUUCAAAUUAAUUGCAAAGUGUGCAUUAAAUAUUGACUUAGAGCGAAUUGCCUUUCUUAUCCUGAUUCACAACACCUCUUCCUGUUCAGUAUUCUUUGUUUCAAAUGAAAACAAAUCUACAUUCAUAAAAUCAUAGGAAAAGUUAAAUUACUAUUUAGUAAAAUGUUUUGGAUUGGUGCUCUUAAUAAUAAUUUAUUUAAAAUUCUUUUUGGAAUAUUUCAUAAAAGUUUUUAAACUGUUUUCCACUACUUUUCUAAUUGUUGACAUGUCUAAAACCAAAUAGUAUAGCUUUGGAAAUUAGAUCUUUCAGUAUUAGGAAGGUCCAACAAUUUUGAUUUCUGUCAAAUUAUGUAACCUUUUCUACCCUACAGACACCUAGAUUCUUUAGGUUUUUAAAAUUCAUUUAGUGCACGCACACAUACCCCACAUACGUACAUGCAUGGCACUGCGAUAAACACUGUGGAAGCUUCAAAAGUCAGAGACAUUGUGGCUGGAAGUUGAAGGCACACACAACAUGAGUGGUUAUAUAUGCAAGUAGAAUUUAAAAAUACAUGAGUAAGGUGCACAAAGGGAUGGGUGUGAAGCUUGGUUAGAGAAGAUAUUCUGGAGGAGUUUUUGGUUCUGAAACGGAACAAUGAUUUCUUCAGUGUCAGGGCAGGAAAGACUCAAGAAUAGGGAAUUAGGAAUUACGGUAUAGAGUAGUUCAUUCCUUGUGACCAUAUAAAUUUAAAUUUUAGGAAUCCCUGUUACAAGCACCAUGUAUUCAGCAUGAAAAAGAUUGGUUUGUGAUUGUUUAUACAUGUCAUCCCUAAUGACAGCUAAUGCUGAACUGCCAUGUGACACCUAAGGAACCUUUACUUAGAAUCAGAAAGGAGGCUCUGAUCGGUUCAGGUACAGAAUCCCAUGGGAGUUCUCUAGGAUGGUCACUCAAGGCAGUUGGUCAGUUUCAACUGAUAGUGCAACAUCCAGAAUAUAGAUUUGGUUCAGGGCAACUGCAAUCACUUAAUGAGCCUUAAAUAUAGCCAUUAUUUUUAUAUUAGUAGCACAAAAGAAAACCAAAAGUCCUUAACCACUGGCCAUUUUAUCAUAUUUUAGGAAUUUAUUUUAAAUCAGGGUAUUGUAGGCAUUAAGUUUUAUUAGGAAAUAUUGACUCCUGCUGAGGGAUUUCCAUGUUUAUUAAAAGUGCAACUUUUUUCAGAACACAUUGGCAUUAUUUUUUCCUCAUUUUUUCAAUUUUUCAAAUUAUAAUACAACAUAAGACUUGAUAUUUUGCUGUUGCUACGAUGUGGAUAAAAUAAAAAUAAGUUGGAGGAAGGAUAUCAUUGAGUACCCAUAUUGUACAUUUUGAAUAUGCAUUCUUUAACGUAAUCCUUAUCCCAGCACCAAGAGGUGAUAAAGCAGCCUCAUACAACAGGACUGGGGGCAAAACUGGUAACUGAAUACAAGUCCGUUUGCUCCCAGACUGUUUUUUCUCUUAUACCUGCACAACACUUAAAAUUGGCAAAGUGUAUUUUUACUUUCCAAGAUGCCACAUGUGCCAAGAAUAAAUCAAAUGAUGCUAAAGCUCACACAUUUAAAAAUAACUUUUAAAUAUAUAUUUUCACCCUGACAGUGACCCUUGUUAAAAUUUAUGAUUUUUGGAAAUAUUAGUAUGUAAGUAUAAUUCAAAGUUGUCAAAAUGUAAGGCAUUUAGGAAUAACAUCAUUAGUAAUUAAUCUUUGGACAUUCAUUUUCCUUAUGUGAUGUCUCCUUUUAACUGAGAAGUUUAAAACAAAACCUUGUGUAUUAUCCUAAUGUAUUUAAAUCAAUGAUUAUGUGUAUUUGUUCUUAUAUGGAUAGUAAUAUGAAUGUGACAUGCACAAAUUGUCC